Messenger RNA from Rhizopus microsporus ATCC 52813, 6016 nucleotides. RefSeq lists its product as uncharacterized. Lineage: Eukaryota; Fungi; Mucoromycota; Mucoromycetes; Mucorales; Rhizopodaceae. Bases 30 to 5972 code for a protein of 1980 amino acids. Gene Ontology annotation, cellular component: plasma membrane; cytoplasm. Gene Ontology annotation, molecular function: 1-phosphatidylinositol 4-kinase activity. The record is from RefSeq and is a predicted model, not a curated record. Gene Ontology annotation, biological process: phosphatidylinositol-mediated signaling; phosphatidylinositol phosphate biosynthetic process. The transcript has 19 exons.
GAAGGUUUAACUUUAUCGUAGUCAUCGCAAUGAACGAAGAUCAGCUCAACCUACAUUCAAAAAUCUUGCUGGGUUUAGCUGAAGUCUUGGCCGAUAGUCGAGCAAAAGCAUCUGUUGAAGAAAUAGAAAAACUUUUGUCAAAAUGUCCUGAAGUGCCCAUCAAUAAAGGCACAGACAUAUUCACUCGCGAAAAAGCCCCUGGUUUAGGCUCAAUGACUCGUAGACGACAGCAAACUAUAGCUGCUUUAGUGAAAUAUGCAGUGAAAGCAAGUACAGAAAGAAAAUUAGAAUUGGUACCUCGGUUGUUAUCUUAUAUAAGACACUUACCUGCCUUUGAUUGGGAGCCUGUAAACUUGAAUGGGCCGCCUCCAUCGGAUAUGAUUACCUAUUAUUUAGUAGCUGGUCUCUUGGAAAUAGGUAGCAAAUGCCCACAGCUAUAUGAAGAAGUCACCAGUACUUUGUGGGCUUAUGCCGAGUUUAUCAUUAAACUAUUGCCAGAAAAUGUCGAGUUUACUGUCACGUUCAUCCUUCCCUCUUUGGCAGGGUUGACAAGAGCAUUGCAAUUAUCACCUUUUCUUUAUCGACCUGCACAACUGCUAAAUCUGUGUACUAACGUACAAUCAAUGCUUCAAGACGAUGUACUAGAUAUGAUUCGCAUAUCCAUUACCACCUGUCUUAGAAAUGCCGAUAAAAGUGCUUACAGCCGUCGUGUCUUGGCACAAUAUAUGAAUGACGGUGCACCGUUGAGUUCCAAUCGUAUAGUCCAUGACCUUCUCGUCAUAUUUAGAAAUACUCUUGCUCGCAUUCUUGCCAAUGCAGUACCAGAAUCAAGCCGUACAACGCCUAUCAUACUUACACCCAAACAGUGUUCCAAGCUAUACAUUACUAAAGAUAUUGAACGCAUAUGGACAACACUUAUGCAGCAUUCAUCCAAAAACCAUGAAGUGAUUGAUAAAGGAUCCGAAAUACAUGCUCAAUUGAAAAAAUGUGUUAAGCAUUUAUAUGUCACGAGCCUUGGAUAUCAUGAUGACGCUCGAAAGUUUGCUGAAAAAAGUGAUCAAGAAGGAGCAGAAUGGGCUCCAGAUGCCUACAUGCAAGAAAUUUUGGGAACAAGCUUGCAAGUUGCUGCGUUAUCUUCGGUUUAUCUGCACGAAGUAGAUGCCUCACUUACGGAACAGAUCAGCGAAUGCCUGUUUGAUACUCUUAAAGUUCCUGAUUCUUGGGUCCAUAUUGCCUCUUUAGAUGCUGCUGUAUUGCUUGCUAUGAACUUUAUUCAUUUGAAUGCAACCAUGACAGACAUGCUUUGUCGAUUUCUCGCCACACCCUCAUCUGUAUUUGAUCUUCAUGAAGAAAAGUUGAAGGGCUCUACAAGUGUACAGCAACAUGCCAUCACUCGACUAGCCCAGUGCGUUCAGACAAAGUUUGAAACACACGGAACCCAAACAGCUAUCUCUACAGUAUAUGCACUUUUGAACGAAAUUACACGAUACACUCAAACAAAUGGUGAAGCGACUUAUAGAGCUAAAGAGAGUAUUAUCUCGGGCGCACCUGCAGUAGAACAGCUGAAUGAGAAACAAAAGCAACAGGUUUGUGCUAAUGUAUUGUCUGCUAUUGUUGGUAUUGCUGUUUAUAUAAAAGAUGCUGAGAUAAUUUCUCAAGCAUUUUCUAUGCUUGCUCUUCGUCGCAAGAUGUUGUCUCCAUACGCCGCUGCCUCUUUAACUAUGAAGUUGGUUGAUCUUGCGCUCGUCAGUUCUGAAAAAGUAUUUGCAGAAAUAACCAGCUUGCUUGCAACUAUCAAUGAGGAAGCAAUUUACGCUGAAAACAAUCUGUUGCAUACAUCUAUAAUCUCUGCUCAACUUAGUUUAUCCGAGCGAUUGAAAGAAAGGCCUGAAUACUAUCAGAUAUAUCUACACAACGUUUUGACCUUGUUUAUUGAUAUUGGCAAUUCCAUUCAGCGAACCAUGCUGAAGAACAAAAAAGACCACGAAUAUCCCCUGGAAUCAAAGCUCGGUUCUCUUUUGCCUGUUAUAAGUGUUCUUUUAGAACACACUGACUUUAACCCUCAUCUUUCUCCUACUGGCGAGACCGUAGCACUCUUCCGCAAUUUUUGGUUCCACUGCAUUCUUUUUGGUUUUGUUACUGAAUCUAUCUGGAUUCGUGAAUGGCACAAUCACAUGCUGAAGAUUGCUAGAAAGACACCUGUACUUGUACUUGAAAGCAACACCAAUUACCUCGAAAGCGAUCUGGAACAUAACUCUGUCUUACGGAAUAGCAGUGCUGCAGAACACGGGUUAGGGCCUCUUCGACAAAAGCUAAACAACUUUUUGCCUUCACUUGCAUAUGAUAUCAAAAAUUUCUCAUUUGCUCAAAUUGUCUUUGCUCUCAGUGUAUAUCAUGUUGAAAUGAUGCGUAGCCGAAUGGGCGACUGCUCUCAUAUUCUUCACUAUUUUACAAAUGAUGGCAUAAACACCAGUACACUUGCAAAUUCUCUUGAAACAAUUGCUGAAAGAGUAUCGCAAGCAUUUAUCAAGGAUGCCUCUGGCAAGGCACAGGGACAAAGUCUGGAUGACAAUUUACGUAGUCAAGUUGCUGCUUUGCUUAAAUUAUGUUGCCACAAGCGUCAAAAGGUACAUGCUAUGGCUAUCAAGACAGUCGAACGAAUCGUACUCUCUUUUACUCAAGUAUUUACUGAUGGCUACCUCAUCCAACUUUUGCUUGAGUUAGUACAACUGACAUGGCUAAGCUGUGAAGCUGAGUAUCGUGAUGAAUAUUCUCCUGUUUUCCACUUUACUUCACAUCGCGUGAAAGUUACAAUUGAGCUUGGCGACUCUUAUGUAUAUCGUAAGGAGGUUUGUACACGGCUUUAUCAAAAUGCCCGUAAAUGGAUUCAACUUGCUCUUGUCCGUGCUCCAAACGAAGUGUCUGCUCAUCUUCAAGACUACCUAUCGGAUUUCAACAAGUAUACCACUAGUGAUUACAGUGAUGUCGUUCAUAUGGGUAGAUCACUAGCUCUGGAACUAGGAAAGACUUCAUCCAAGUCUGAAUUGGCAGUGGACUUUGUACCUAGUGUUCCUUCGGUCAUGCCAGACGAAUCAUCGAACUUCUUGCAUGAAUUUAGACAUAAAAACUUUUAUUUGGGUCAGAUUAGGGGUAUGGAGUACUUGAUAUCCUUGCGUGAACAAGCAGCACAUGCUGAAAACAACCAGGGAUUGACCAGUCAAGUCCCAUUUAUCCUCGAAGAACUCAAAAGUGUACUAAACGACGUUGUCAACAAAAAGAACAUCCCAAUCGAGCGCCUACAUACCAUCAUGCACCGUUCUGCAGCCUAUGCCAUUGCUAUACCAGAGCUAAAUGCAAAUAUCAUCCGCUACCUUGUUCGAAUUCCUGUAUACAUGUUCACUCCUGAAUCAAUCGAGAUCGCUACAAGUACUUGGAGUUGGAUGCUUGUGGAGCGGCCUGAGAUGGAAAACAAGUUGAUGAUAGAGGUAGUAAACAUGUGGAGUUGGUCUCAAUGUUAUCGCAAGGGCAUGUUUUCGCCAUUGCUAAAUGUGAAGCAUCCUUUUGCCUCCAAGAUGACUUAUGCUCCUUCUGACAAAGCCAUUCGUGAUACAAAUCAUCGCGUUGCCGCCUUCUUAUUCACACCGCAUGUAACUUGGAUCAAGUUUCUUAGCAACCGCUUCUAUGUGUUCAGACACAACAGUAAGCAUUUGGUUAGCUUGCUUAUUUCUUUACUUCAAAGUUCUUUUGAAAAUGCCCAUCUCAUGUGUACGCACCCGCUUGCCAGAUACGCUCGAUUUUCACUUCUUCAGCUUGGCCUAAAGGUUUUGCAAUCUACUCGACUAGAGGCCUUGGCAGAGUAUAAGUUCAGAACUUCUCUAUACCAUGCUGCUUUUGAUUGGUUUCAUCAAGCUCCUCAAUGGCAUUAUGGUGCACGAAAGAGUUUAGCCUUGCAGGAAUAUAGAUUGUUAACUGAAUUUUACAACACUGCUAUGGGAGAUACGCCUUCCUUAAGCUUUAUGAUAACCUGUGCGUCUAUCAUAGGAGGCAACAAUACAAAAUUGGCUACCGGUCAUCUUACGUUUUUGAAAGAUAAAUCAAAGGAUGAAGUGAUCAAACAACACAAAAACAUCCACAAGCUCCUUUUAUUAUUCAUUGAAAGCGAAUUGACAAAACUAUCUGUCUGGUCUAACCCUCUCAAUACAGUGGAUCCUGGAAAUCCAGCAAAUUUUGUUGGAAAUACAGAAAAAUCCAUGGUCUCAGACGAUGCAUGGAAAGAAAUAAUCCGAGUUGCAUGGGGCAUUUCGCCCAAGUUAGCCAUUCAAAUGGAUGCACGCUUUGUCCAGCCAGCUGUCCGACGCGAGCUUCAUCGCCUAGUUGCCAACAACACGUUAGAUGUUGUUGAUAUACCUGAGGCGCUCAUAAUCUUGUUGGGUGAAAAACUGUCCUCGAAUGCCAAGUUGGAUCUGCGGUACCUUCAAUACUGGGCACCUGUACCAGCCAUCACAGCAGCCAAUUACUUUUUACCUGCCUAUGGUAAUCAUCCACUUAUUUUGCAGUAUGCCAUGCGCACACUCGAAUAUUAUCCAGUGGAUACAGUGUUCUUUUACGUUCCACAGAUUGUUCAAGCAUUGCGGUACGAUGCAUUAGGCUACGUUGAGAAAUACAUUUUGAAAGCAGGUCAAAGUUCACAAUUGUUUGCUCAUCAAAUCAUUUGGAACAUGCAAGCGAACUUUUAUGUCGAUGCUGAUAAAGGAUGUCAAAAGCCUGAUCCUCUCAAGCCAACAUUGGAGAGAAUCAUUGAAAAGCUGGUUGCUUCAUUUACAGGUGAAGAUAGAGCAUUCUAUGAACGCGAGUUUAAGUUCUUUGGCGAGGUCACUGCUAUUUCUGGCUACCUAAAGGAAUACAUCAAAUAUGGUCAAAAUGAAAAGAAGCCAUUACAAAAGAAACGACUUGAUGAAGAGCUUGCCAAGAUCAAGGUCGACAUUGGCGUUUACUUGCCUAGUAAUCCAGAUGGACAUGUACUAGACAUCGAUCGAUCUUCUGGCCGACCUCUCCAGAGUCAUGCUAAAGCACCUUUCAUGGCUACAUUUUUGAUUGAAAAGGAACAAGAGGAUGCUCAUCACUUGGCACUUGUCAAGCAUCAUCAACAACAGCAAAAUGAAUUAGAAAUUCACAAGCGAACAAAACAGAUCUGGCAAGCCGCUAUCUUUAAAGUAGGAGAUGACUGUCGACAGGACGUCCUUGCACUUCAGUUGAUCGCUGUCUUCAAGAACAUCUUUACAAGUGUGGGUCUCGAUCUCUAUGUCUAUCCUUACCGUGUUGUAGCUACUGCACCAGGCCGUGGUGUGAUCGAUGUCAUUCCUCGCUCAAUCUCUCGUGAUCAAUUAGGUCGCGAGAAAGUGAACAGUCUCUAUGAUUACUUUGUUGCGAAGUAUGGAGGACCUGAUUCAAUUGCCUUCCAAAGAGCUCGUCUGAAUUUUGUACAAAGCGUAGCUGCCUAUUCUGUUAUUUCCUACCUGUUACAGUUUAAGGAUCGUCAUAAUGGUAACAUCAUGUUGGACGAUGAUGGUCAUAUUAUUCAUAUUGACUUUGGUUUCAUCUUUGAUAUUGCGCCUGGAGGCAUUACUUUUGAAAGCUCACCAUUCAAGCUAACAGCAGAGAUGAUUCAAGUCAUGGGAGGCGGUUCAGAAGAGCAAGCAUUUAGACAAUUUUCUGAGCUUGUAAUCAAGGCGUACUUGGCCUCGAGACCCUAUGCAGAGUUGAUUAUGCAACUUGUCACACUCAUGCUCCAGUCGGGACUCCCUUGCUUUAAAGGAGAGACGAUCAAACGUAUGCGUACACGAUUCCAGACAGAUAAGAAUGAUCGAGCUGCUGCUGAUUUCAUGCUGAUGCGUAUUAAGGAUUCUUUUGGUAAUCAACGUACUGUGCUGUAUGACUAUUUCCAAAAGCUGACAAACGGUAUUCCCUAUUAAUUACAAAUAAAACGAAAAAAUAUGUUUUAAACAAAAAGGUUUAU